AUGCUGUUCUCGCUGCGGGAGCUGGUCCAGUGGCUGGGCUUCGCCACCUUCGAGCUCUUCCUGCACGUGCUGGCGCUGCUGGUCUUCUCCGUCCUGCUCGUGCUGAAGGCGGACAGCGGCGGCGCGGGGCUCUCCUGGUGGCAGGUUUUCAUCCCCUUCUUCGCGGCCGACGGCCUGAGCACGUACUUCACCACCAUCGUGUCCGUGCGGCUCUUCCAGGACGGGGAGAAGCGCCUGGCCGUCCUCCGCCUCUUCUGGAUCCUCACCCUCCUGAGCCUGAAGUUCGUCUUCGAAAUGCUGUUGUGCCAGAAGCUCGUGGAGCAGAGCCGGGAGCUGUGGUACGGACUCAUCAUGUCCCCCAUCUUCAUCCUGCUCCAGCUCCUCAUGAUCCGAGCCUGCAGAGUGAACUGAAGAGCCGGGGCAGCGGGGAUUUGAACCUGCCCCCCCGUGAGAGGAGCACUGCCCCGCCCCGCAGUAUUAACCCCCAACCGAAGAGUUCAUCGAGCUUCGCCGCUUGGUUUUCGGCAACUUUCUAGUCAUUCUCUUUGGCCAUAUAGGUCUGAGGUGUGAGAAGAAGCUUUUGUACUUGAUUAAAUUAUUACAUAAGGUUGGCCCCGUGUUUUCCCAAAAUAGAUAUUUAUGUUGUGUCCUUCAUCUAAGGUGCAUGUCACACCUUGGUGUUAACGUUCACAAUGUCAUGAAAGGCAAACAUAACCUGCUCAUGUCACUUGUUUUGUAAUAAAAAUGUACAGCUGCUA
Malaclemys terrapin pileata is the source of this 758-nucleotide messenger RNA. It is a transcript of the gene TMEM203, whose product is annotated as transmembrane protein 203. Bases 1 to 411 code for a protein of 136 amino acids. Gene Ontology annotation, cellular component: endoplasmic reticulum. Gene Ontology annotation, biological process: intracellular calcium ion homeostasis. The transcript has a single exon. NCBI's taxonomy places the organism in Eukaryota, Metazoa, Chordata, Testudines, Emydidae. The record is from RefSeq and is a predicted model, not a curated record.